CUCUCUUCUAACCCCCUCAAGAUCCAUACCAAGACAGCAGCGCAGCAACAACCCGAAGAGCAAGAUUCUUCAGGCCCUGCUCAACCUCGGCAGCUAUGCCGGUUCCUGAGGCUUAGUUCCUUCUAGCGCGGCGUUUUCUCCGCACUCCUCCACGCGGAGAGCGCCUUUGAGUCUUGGAAAAUCGCUUCCCCACAUGUGCACCAGCGGACGGUCUACCUUUCCCAGUAACUCCCCUUCUCUAGUGGUAGGACGCUUGGUACUCGGACGGCAAUCGCCCGACCAGCCGGCCAUGAUCAGCAGACAUCUACGUCAAUUGGGAUAGCUUUGGAAGAGCUUGGGAGGGCUAUGCAGGUUACGAUGCGGAGGAGCAGGAUCAGGCAGGGAGUAUAAAAGGCAAUUGGCCUCGAAGGCGUUGGAGCACAGCUAUCGUGAAGAGCGACAAAACACAAAAUGCUGGGACCAAAGCUGCUGUUGACAACGGUACUCGCAGCCGUUACUGCGUCUGCGAGUUACCUGCCGCCAACUGCUGAGGAGCCUCACUUCUCAGAGCAUUUGAGCAGACGAAGCAAUAGGACGGCAUUCCACGGCCCGUAUAGCACCCAGGGAAGAGACAUUGUCGACAGUCGCGGGGAGAAGAUUACUUGGGCUGGGGUCAACUGGCCUAUGUCAGGAGAGACUAUGAUCCCAGAAGGCCUUGAAUGGGCAUCAGCAGAAGAGAUCCUCGACGACAUUGCAAGUGUUGGCUGGAACUACAUUCGCAUGGGCUAUGCCAUUGAGAUGAUCGACCAAGUCUACGACAGGAACGGGACGGACGUGCCCCUCGAGGUUGCUCUGAUCAACGCUCUAGGCUACGUCAACGGCACCAAGGUCACAAAUGAAAUCAUCGCAAAGAACUCUGGCUGGACAUCUCAAACCACGCGCUUCCAAAUCUGGUCCGACAUCGCCUCCCUCGCUGAGAAAAAAGGUAUCUUCAUCUCGCCCGACGUCCACGUCGGCAAAGCGCAAUGGUGCUGCUCACACAUCGACGGCAAUGCGUGGUUCGACGACCUCAACUUCAACGCCACGCACUGGCGCCGUGGUAUCUCGUACGUCGCAAACUGGGCCAAGCAGCACCCCAACAUUGUCAGCAUGUCGCUGCGCAACGAGCUCCGCGAGUCCUGGAACGUCACAAAUCUGUACUACAACUGGGACACACUUGUCGGCAACAUGACCGCUGGCGCAGACGCCAUCCACGCCGCAAACCCUGACAUCCUGAUCAUCUGGUCCGGCAUGCAGUACGGCCAGGAUCUCAGCGCCCUCACUAGUGGAAAGAACAUCCUCACGGCUCCUUGCUACAAAUGCACCGCUAUCCGCGACGCCGCACGCCGCGACCCCGUCGUGUUCAACCUAGCCGACCAUGCCUGGGCGAACAAGCUGGUGUGGGAACUACAUCUCUACCGGAUGAGCGAGGACGUCGACACAGGAACCUGCGACAUCAUCAAAGCCGGAUUCUACCGCAACGGAAUGAACGCGCUCGGCAUCGACGCACCACUCGCAUGCAACAUCACCAACGACUGUCCCAAGGCUGUCACUCAGACACCAGUUAUCAUCUCUGAAUUUGGCUCAGCUCAAGACGAAACGCUGUUCAACGAUACGCUGCAGAACUGCCUCAAAGAGUACACGAUUGAGAACAAGAUCAGCUGGAUGAUGUGGGGUGUUGCAGGCAGCUACAGGAUUAGGUCUGGGGUGCAGGGCUUCGCAGACACCUGGGGCUUGACAGCGCCAGACUGGACUGGCUGGCAAUAUGAGAGGGGCAUUGAGGAGUUCUGGAAGCCGUGGACGGAGGCGAUGAAUGUUACGCAUGUAGUGUAGAUGAUCCAACCACUAAGAUGGCGAAGCGUAGAAAAUACGACAUUUUACUCGAUAUAAACCCACUAAGGGACCGUGGGUAUGUGGAGGUACUGACGUGUGAUCAUCACACUGACAACUUCAAUGGGCAAACAUGUGGU
Molecule: messenger RNA, 1988 nt
Organism: Macroventuria anomochaeta
Lineage: Eukaryota; Fungi; Ascomycota; Dothideomycetes; Pleosporales; Didymellaceae
Product: glycoside hydrolase family 5 protein
Exons: 3
Coding region: 451-1851 (466 amino acids)
Source: RefSeq, a predicted model, not a curated record